Molecule: messenger RNA, 789 nt
Organism: Plasmodium knowlesi strain H
Lineage: Eukaryota; Apicomplexa; Aconoidasida; Haemosporida; Plasmodiidae
Product: DER1-like protein, putative
Exons: 3
Coding region: 1-789 (262 amino acids)
Biological process (GO): endoplasmic reticulum unfolded protein response
Cellular component (GO): endoplasmic reticulum membrane; Hrd1p ubiquitin ligase ERAD-L complex
Molecular function (GO): ubiquitin-specific protease binding; misfolded protein binding
Source: RefSeq, a predicted model, not a curated record
AUGGAUAUUUCAGGGCCGGAGGUUUGGUAUGGAAACUUACCAAAUGUAACCAAGUAUUUAAUAACCCUAAUUUUUUUAGUGACCCUUCUCAUAACAUGCAACCUCCUAAAUGUUGUGUACCUUUUACUGGAUUGGAAUUUGAUAUAUAAUAAUUACCAACUGUGGAGAAUAUUUUUUAACUUUAUGUACGUGGGGAAAUUUUCGCUUUCUUGGGUUUUUUUUAUGUCUUUAUUGGCCCAGUUUUCUUCCUCCCUCGAGAAGAACGCAGUGUUUUCCAGCCCAGGGUCAUACUUGUACUUCAUCACCAUUCAGUGCACCUCCUUAUCGCUCAUAAGCAUUUUGUUCUAUUGGCCCAGAGGCUACCCCUUCUUGGGAAACUCCCUUCUGUUUGCCAUCAUUUACUACUGGUCCAGGAGGGAGGCGUGGAGUCAAGUGUCCAUUUACUUCUUCACGGUGAAAGGCUACCAGUUACCCUUCGCACUUAUUUUCCUUCACCUUAUCAUGGGACAAUCCCUCUGGGUGGACAUUAUGGGUCUCAUGUCCGGUCAUAUCUACUACUUUUUUAGGGAGCUUCUUCCGAGGGAAGGAGGACCAAAUUUGCUCGAAAAGACGCCCAAGAUUUUCGAUAAAAUCAUGAUGAAGCUCAGGGAGUUUCGCCUAAAUCAGGGAAUAAGGGGAAACUUUUCGAGGUACGGGUACAGACCGGUGAGCGACUCCAGAACGCCUGAAAGUUCAGGGCCCACUAGGAGAGUCUUCAUUGGACGGGGAGUCAGAUUGGGUGACAGUUGA